AUGACUUUGAACGAAGUCCCAAUGGAAACACCUCCAGUGAAAAGACGCAAACCACACAAGAAGUCAAGGACAGGGUGCCUUGACUGCCGGAAGCGCCGAGUCAAGUGCAGCGAGGAGCGCCCGAGCUGUCGAUCCUGUGUCCGACGCGAAGUCUUCUGCGAAUACCCUGAGGAGGCCCAGCCAACCGGCAACCUGACGCCCCAGUCGUCCGACCUCCACGAUGACGCAUCGCCGGCUCGCCUGUCCCCCCGGGUUUACGACACUGGAGGAGACCACAACCGGACGCAACACCCGUCGACCCCGGCGCCCACCCCCGUCGGCGCGGCCUCAAGCGUAUCCCGGAGGCCCGGAGCCUCCACGGACACGUUCGGCAUAAGGGACCUGGCACUGCUGCACCACUGGACCGUCUCUACCAGCGUCAGCAUCUUCAAGGCCCCCGACCUGGACUCGCUGUGGCAGGUCUUGAUUCCGCAGAUCGCCUUUGAGCACCCCUUCGUCACGCACGCCAUCCUGAGCCUGGCCGCCCUACACAUGGCCUACCUCGACGACAGGCCCCAGAACAGCUCCUACGUCGAGGAGGCCACCCAGCACCACGCCGUCUCUCUUGCCGGGUUCCACUCCGUGCUCGAAAACUGCACCGUCGACCAGUACGAGGGUCUGUUCCUCUGGUCCAUUCUCAACAUCAUCUACGUCUUUUCCAUCUCGAAACAGCUUGCCGACAAUGUGGAGCGGAACUCGCCGCGCCUCCGCAAGGACCGCCUUCUGGGCGUCGAAUGGAUCCCGAUGAUGCGCGGCAUAGACGCGGUGCUGGCGCCGUACUACGACUUCCUCCGCGGCGGCCGCAUGCAGCCCCUCUUGUCACUGGGGAACUGGACCGAGCUGGAGCCCGGAGACAGCAUCCUGGAUCCGAUGGACCGGGAGCUCCGGCGACUGCAAGACAUCUGGAAGGACAGCGGCGACGCCGAUGUCUACAACCACGCCCUGACGGUCAUGAGAAAGGCCCGCAUGUAUUGCUUGCAGUUCGAGACGAUGGAGGCCCAUAUGCUUGCGGACUUUGGGUGGAACAGGGCCCUGGCUGGCCCGCUGAGCUUCGUUCACUUCGGCCCCCAGCAGUACUUUACGCUGUUGCAUCAGCGCCAACCCCCGGCACUUGUCCUCUUUACCUACCUGGGUGCCCUUUUGCACUCUCUGAAUCAUGUAUGGUUCUUUGAAGGUUGGGGCAAGGACAUUGUCGAGGCCAUAGACGACUUGCUCGGGGACUACUGGAGGCCGUGGAUUCGCUGGCCGCUUCGACACGCGGGGUUGAGCUCCGACUGA
This is a messenger RNA of Colletotrichum destructivum, 1317 nucleotides long. Its product is annotated as Putative zn(2)Cys(6) fungal-type DNA-binding domain-containing protein. Gene Ontology annotation, molecular function: zinc ion binding; DNA-binding transcription activator activity, RNA polymerase II-specific. Bases 1 to 1317 code for a protein of 438 amino acids. The record is from RefSeq and is a predicted model, not a curated record. Lineage: Eukaryota; Fungi; Ascomycota; Sordariomycetes; Glomerellales; Glomerellaceae. Gene Ontology annotation, biological process: regulation of transcription by RNA polymerase II. The transcript is spliced from 2 exons.